GCCGUUUGAAAACAGGAUAUGCGCAGUCAUUGGCUAGCAGUCGUGUGCAGGCGUCACACAUCAGCCAACCACAAGCAUCUGCAACCUGACGCCAUCCUGAGAUGCUUUAAAAGCAGCUGUGUUGCACACACGGUCACACUCGUAUUCUACAGUGAUUAAACUGCAGCGAUGGCAAGAACCAAGCAGACCGCUCGUAAAUCCACCGGUGGCAAAGCCCCGAGGAAGCAGCUCGCUACUAAAGCCGCCCGGAAAAGCGCCCCAGCCACCGGCGGCGUCAAGAAGCCCCACCGUUACAGGCCCGGGACCGUGGCUCUCCGAGAGAUCCGCCGCUAUCAGAAGUCCACCGAGCUGCUGAUCCGUAAACUGCCUUUCCAGCGUCUGGUGCGAGAGAUCGCUCAGGAUUUCAAGACGGACCUGCGCUUCCAGAGCUCCGCUGUCAUGGCCCUGCAGGAGUCCAGCGAGGCUUACCUGGUCGGUCUGUUCGAGGACACCAACCUGUGCGCCAUCCACGCCAAGAGAGUCACCAUCAUGCCCAAAGACAUCCAGCUGGCCCGCCGCAUCCGCGGAGAGCGCGCUUAAACCCGCCGCUGACAAACACCCCAAAGGCUCUUUUAAGAGCCACACACAUCACUC
Messenger RNA from Carassius gibelio (silver crucian carp), 633 nucleotides. RefSeq names its product histone H3-like. Bases 169 to 579 code for a protein of 136 amino acids. NCBI's taxonomy places the organism in Eukaryota, Metazoa, Chordata, Actinopteri, Cypriniformes, Cyprinidae. The record is from RefSeq and is a predicted model, not a curated record. Gene Ontology annotation, cellular component: nucleosome. Gene Ontology annotation, molecular function: protein heterodimerization activity; structural constituent of chromatin; DNA binding. The transcript has a single exon.